UUCAAUAAAUGUUGCAAAAUUAAUUUAUUUUACAUUUUCAACAGAAAAAACAAUAUCAAAAAAACCUGAAUACGUCUAAUGCAACAAGUUGUCAUUGGAUAGUUUAACGAUAUAAACAAUGAAAAAAUAGGAAAAAAUCGAUGAAAAUUAUCGCAAAACCCGCAAUUAACGUUGAAGUUGAUUUGAAGGAUUUGAGGUGAUAUUUAAAUGUACAGACAUGUCAAGACACGAAAAAGCGAAAUCUGGUUCUUUCUUGGAAUCAUGGUUCAAACCGGGUCCAACCAAAAAGGGGGGGUCCAAUUCCAGGCCCGUAUCUGUGAAUGCCAGGUCAAAUUCAGACGUCGAUUUAGAGGAACAGGAUGACCAACUAAUGAUGAAUUUGAGCGAAAAAGAGAUAGAAGUGGAAAUGGAGAAACUUCUGAAUGAUAUGAAUCUUAGUGACGAAAAGAAGAAACCUUUACGUGAAAUGCCCUUAGAUCAAAAACGUAAAAUGCUUAUAAUGAAUAGAAAAAACGCUAAAAAAGAAACAGGACAUAAAUUUGAUAAACCUGGUGAUUACAUAGAGUAUUUGACGAAAUAUUGUUUGGAAGAGACAACUCAAACCUCAAAGUUAUUAAAUUGUAUGGAAUCUUUGAGAGUAUCAGUUACUAACAACCCUGUUAGUUGGGUUGUAGAUUUUGGCAACCCAGGCCUAAAUAUACUCUAUAAAGUUAUGGACAUAGCCUCUAAAUUCCAUGAUAUGAAAUUGCAACAUGAGUGUCUAAGAUGCCUGGAAAAAGUUAUGAACAACAGUUGGGGUUUAAAAACCGUUUUAGAAAUAGAUGAAGGCAACUCAAAAAAUUCCAACAAAAAUGUUAACAAAGCUUUAAAAAUAGUGGCUAAAUGUUUAAACCCCAACACCCCAGCUGUUAUGAUACAAGCUGUUAAAAUUUUAGCAGCUGCCUGUCUUAUGACAGAAGAACAAUGCCUCUAUGCAAUAACUGAGGUAGCUGAAGAAAAAGAUAUUGAAAGAUUUAAAUGGAUUUCUGAUGGAAUUAAAACAAAUAACCCAGAUGUUCAGAGUAUAUGUUUUCAAUUUGUGAACGCUUUGUUGAGUCAGACGGAAGAUUUCGAGUUUCGUGUGCAUUUGAGGAACGAAAUUGUUCGAAAUGGACUUUUUGACAAACUUAUUGAGCUUAAAAAUGAGACAAACCCGAUUAUUAAGACCCAAAUGGACACGUUCGAGCGCAUGCGCGAAAACGACAGCGACGAACUUCACGAACGCUUCGAUAAAGUUCGUUUGGACAUGGACGAUAUAAACGACUGCUUUGAAGUUCUUAAAAAUUCGACUUUGGAAACCACGGCUGAGCCUUACUUUCUCAGUAUCCUGCAACAUUUAAUGUUCAUCAGAGACGAUAUUAACGUAAAACCUGCUUACUUCAAAAUCAUUGAAGAAUGUGUGUCGCAAAUAGUUUUGCAUAAAAGCGGUAUGGACCCUGACUUCAAGAAGAACCACUUGGACAUCGAUUUAGCUCCACUGAUGUUGGAGUUAAAAGAUCGCCCCAUACAAAUAGAAAACAACGCCAAACUGGAGGAACUAAAAGAACAACUGGAUAAAGUACUUUCGGAAAAAACCGAGCUAGAGGCGAAAUUGGAGCUGUACAGUACCGGAGCGGCCCAUAAUACGUCUGGGGGUAAAUUGGACCCGGCUCUACUAAGCAAAGUAAAAAUUCCAGGGCCCCCUCCGCCACCAGGGGGCGGCCCCCCACCCCCACCUAUGCCGGGGGGAAUGGGGGGACCGCCCCCGCCGCCUAUGCCCGGAAUGGGGGGGCCACCACCCCCCCCUAUGCCCGGCAUGGGGGGACCACCUCCCCCUCCUUUCCCUGGAAUGGGUGGCCCCCCUCCACCACCGUUUCCAGGGGGGCCACGCCCCCCUCCACCUCCUGGAAUGGGUCCCCCACCCCCACCAUUCGGUAUGGUGCCGCUCCCAGGGAUGGUGGGCCCGGGCAACGUUUUGCCUCAUGGUCUGAAACCGAAAAAAAAAUGGGAAUCGAAGGGUUUAAAAAGAGCCAACUGGAAAACAAUUUUACCGCAAAAAUUGACAGAGAAAUCGUUUUGGGUAAAGGCAAAAGAAGAAGAAUUGGCUGAUCCAGACAUUCUAGAUGGUUUGGCCAAAAAAUUCUCAUCCAAGCCUCUCCCAAAGACUUUGGAAGAUGUCACUGAUAAGUCUAGCAUGACAGGUACGUUGAAGAAAGUAAAGGAACUUAAAGUUCUCGAUGGAAAGACCGCCCAAAAUAUUAGUAUAUUACUGGGGGGUUCCCUGAAACACGUACCUUACGAUGACAUCAAAAAAGCCCUUUUAAGAUGUGACGACACAAUAUUAACCGACAACGUAACAGAACAAUUAAUACAAUACUUGCCUCCUGCUGAUCAGCUGCAAAAGCUGCAAACGCACAAGGACCACUACAAAGAUUUAACCGAAGCUGAGCAGUUUUGCGUAAAGAUAUCUGAAGUUAAAAGGCUUUUGCCUAGGCUUAAGUCGCUCAGUUUUAAGCAUCAUUACGUGGAGAUGGUGAACGAUACCAAACCGGAUAUUGUGGCUGCAACAUAUGCCUGCGAAGAAAUGAAAAAAAGCCGAAAAUUCGCGAAAAUGCUCGAACUCAUUUUACUGCUGGGUAACUACAUGAACUCAGGCAGCAAAAACGGCCAAGCGUACGCUUUUGAGAUGAGUUUCUUAACAAAACUGUCCGGAACAAAAGACGUGCACAACAAGCACACUUUACUGCACUACAUCGCAGACUCGGUAAACACGAAACUCCCCGAGCUCAAAGAUUUUUACGAGGAGAUAUCACACGUGGAUAAAGCCAGCAGAGUGUCUAUAGACACGAUACAGAAAACUCUAAAGCAAAUGGAGACGAGCAUUAAAAACUUGCAGACCGAUUUAACCAACAACAGGGUGCCUCAGAGUUCUGACGACUUGUUUUUGGAGGUUAUGGAGUCCUUUGCUAGUGCCGCUAAAGAGCAAUGCCAAAUUUUGCACUCAAUGUUCAAAAAGAUGGACAUUUUGUACACGGAAUUAUCCGAAUAUUAUUGCUUCGACAAACAAAAAUACACCUUGGAGGAAUUCUUCAGCGACGUAAAAACCUUUAAGGAUCAAUUUAUUGAGGCCCAAAAGGACAACGAAAAAGAACGAGAAAUGGAGGAAAAGAAGGAAAAAACUCGCUUGGCGCGUUUGAAGCAGGAAAAAGAUCGGGAGGAACGGGAAGCGAAUAAAAAACGUUUGAUAGACGUUAAUCGUCCGGAAACUCAAGAAGGAGUUAUGGAUAGUUUACUGGAGGCAUUGCAAACGGGUCGGGCCUUUGGUAGGGAGCAAAGAAGAGUUCGAGGUCAUAGACCAGCUGGCGCUGAACGAAGGGCCCAGCUGCAAAGGUCGAGGUCCAGAACGGGGUUAAUUGGUGGCAGAGAACUUUCUAGUGAAAUAGUUACUUAAGGAAACCAGUGAAAAAAUUUUAUCAACGAUUAAGCUCAAAAAAUGUUUAAUUUUUAUUCAAACACUACCUAUUUAUUUUUAAUAUUAUUAUUUUGUAUUAUUACCUUGUAAAUAAUGCCUUUUUGUAUAUUUUGAUGAUCGAAUCUCAUGUUAGUUUAUCGUUUAAACUUUAUGUUCAAAAAAAUAAAAAUACCAUCCACAAAUAAGCAUUUUUGUGGUUAGUAUUUUUAUUUUUGCAUUUUUGAACGAAAUACACCGUAAAAUAUCAUACACAUGAUAUAAAACGCAUUUGUAUUGUAUUUUAUACAAUGUCAACCAAAUAAAAUAUUAUUUUGGUUGAUUUUGCACAAAAGGGUAAAAAUAAGUCUAAAACGCUUUAUAUAUUAAUUUUUGUAAAAUAUCUAGAUUUAUAUCUUUAUAUACACAGAUUUUUUUACCUACUUGUAUAUUUUAAUAAAUUAUUAAUUGUUCAUAUAAUAA
Brassicogethes aeneus is the source of this 3949-nucleotide messenger RNA. Lineage: Eukaryota; Metazoa; Arthropoda; Insecta; Coleoptera; Nitidulidae. The record is from the annotation of a GenBank genome assembly.